AGGAUCCAACUUUUGACCCUAAGCCACCUGUCUCUGCCCACUGAGAGCUGGCGGAGCUGGGGAUGCAGGGAGAGUGGCCCAGGGUAGGUUGGGUUGUGUGUGUUUUGCACAUGGUAGGUUGGGAAGGAGCAGCCAGCAGUCUGGGAUGACUUUGUAGAAACGGUUAGACGAAGGGUUCCCCAGGAAGUGACCUCACUUCCUUGACAACGGACCAAACAGAACUCAGAACCCCAGAAGCUGGUGGGUUUCAGUUAAUCGUGGAGAGACUGAAACAUGGGAAGGAUUUUGUCGUGUUGCUUCCCAAAUGGCCCAGGCUCAGGCCACAAGAGAUGGUGGAGUGGGGGCCUUUUCCAAAUGCGGACACGCGGGGACAGCUGUCACACCUGGCGCCUCUGGAGAAUGAAUCCAAGCAUCCCAAAGGUGACCCAGGACAGCCCAGAGCAGGGUGAAAAGGGGUCCACCCUGAACAAGGAGGAGACUGGCAGAGGCAGGACCCUCGAGCCAGGCACCCUGAGGAAGCUGGUGAACCAGCUGGUGCCCGCGCAUCGCCGUGCGGACCCCUUCUUCGUGCCCGCGUUCCUGUCCACCUACAGGAGGUUCACCAGCAAGCAGCAGGUGCUGGACCUGCUGUUCCUAAGGUACGGGUUCUUCCACCCCAACAGUGAGGAGGACAAGCAAAACAAGAGUGCCCUGUGCUCCAUCCUGGAGACCUGGUUGGCCCAAUACCCGGAGGACUUCUGCCAGUGUCCAGACCUGGCCAGCCUGAAGCAGCUCAUGGCCAACGCACUCAUCAACCUGCCUGACUCAGACAUCGUUCUGCAAGUGUGCAACCUCCUGAGCCAGUUGGAUCCCCUCUGAGUACGACGCCGAGUGUCAGAACUGCCUUCCGGAGCAGCAGCCAUCAAGAGACCCCCAGGAGCAGGGCAAGGGCGGGAGCCUGCACCAGGAUCUGUGCCACCGCGGGAUCUGGAGCCAGCACGGGCAGCAGCAGCUGGGCCUGACUCCAUACACCUGGCGGGUCCUGGUCCUGCUGCAGGGCGUCUCUGUCUCCAACUCUCAGGCCUCCCCACCAUGCAGGGCUCCCUCCCCUCACCUGAGAAAGUCACCUCUUGGUUUUUCCUGUUUCCCUGUCUG
Messenger RNA from Fukomys damarensis (Damara mole-rat), 1134 nucleotides. Its product is annotated as ral guanine nucleotide dissociation stimulator. The coding region runs from base 274 to 858 and encodes 194 amino acids. NCBI's taxonomy places the organism in Eukaryota, Metazoa, Chordata, Mammalia, Rodentia, Bathyergidae. The record is from RefSeq and is a predicted model, not a curated record. The transcript is spliced from 5 exons.